GCAACAUUAAUCUAAACAUAGUUUUCGAGACGUGUAGGACGUUUGCCAAAAGCUUUGUUUUAUUGAAUACACAAGUAGGACAACCUGCCAUUCAUUAUUAUUAAAACAGUUUUAAACAUAAUGUGUGAGCCGCAAAGAAUUCUUGAAUGAGUGACACCGGCAGUGAAACAGAGGAGGCGACAGAGCACACGGCACUCAUGGACGGCCACAUCGCAGAAGCUCGUCCCGAUCGGGUGAUCGCCGAAAGAAUAGCGAAAAAGCGAAAGACUAAGCCAGAUAAUCAGCGAUCAUACGGUAGUGUGGAUGGAGUGACUGGUGGUGCCUCGGGGUCAGGCAGCGGUUCAGUCCCUAAUGCUGCCCCGCCACCACCCCCAGCAGAGCCCCAACUUGAGGAGCUAGAACUGAAAUAUGGAGCCCGCCAUGUCAUCAAACUGUUUGUGCCUGUCACUCUCUGUAUGCUUGUUGUUGUCGCGACAAUAUCUUCAAUCAAUUUUUAUUCAGUUAAAGAUGUAUAUUUAGCAUACACACCUUUUCAUGAGGAAAGUCCAUAUGCAGUGACAAAAGUAUGGAAUGCUCUUGCCAACUCGCUGAUCCUGCUCAGUGUGAUUGCCUUAAUGACUGUGUUACUCAUAGUAUUAUACAAGAAGAGAUGCUACAAGAUCAUUCACGGGUGGCUCAUACUGUCCUCACUCAUGUUGCUGUUCUUGUUCUCAUAUUUAUAUAUUGAGGAAGCCUUAAGAGCAUACAACAUUCCAAUGGACUACAUAACAUUAAUAUUUGGCAUGUGGAACUUUGGUGUUGUGGGUAUGAUUGUGAUCCACUGGAAGGGGCCUUUGAGGUUGCAACAGGCCUAUCUUAUAUUCAUUGCGGCACUAAUGGCACUUGUCUUUAUCAAGUACCUACCCGAGUGGACCACUUGGGCUGUUCUGGCUGUCAUAUCUAUUUGGGAUUUGAUAGCAGUGCUAACUCCAAAAGGGCCUUUAAGAAUACUAGUAGAAACAGCACAAGAACGAAACGAACCAAUAUUCCCUGCCUUAAUUUAUUCAUCGACGGUGAUGUACUGCCUGGCGGCGACGACGACGGGCGGCGCGGAGGGCGGCGCGGAGCCGAGGCCGGUGGCGGCGGGCGCGGCCGGCGCGCCAGGUGAGCCGCGCGCGCGCGAGCUGCGUCCUCUCAACCCGCACGGUUCCCGGGAAAACGAGGCGAAUGAGGCGGCAGGGGCGGGUGGCGACGCGGCCGGGUUUGACUCCGCGUGGCGCGCGCGUGCGCAGCAACAGCGGCGCCUGCGCGUGGACACGGUGGAGCGCGCCGAGCCGCCGCGGUACACCACGCGCAUCGACCGACCCAACACCGCGCACGCCGCGCCACAACCCGGCGCGGACGACGAAGAAAAGGGCGUGAAGCUCGGGCUUGGUGACUUCAUAUUCUACAGCGUGCUGGUCGGAAAGGCCAGCUCUUACGGAGACUGGAACACAACGCUCGCGUGUUUUGUAGCUAUAUUAAUUGGUUUGUGUCUAACACUCCUUCUGCUAGCAAUACUCAAGAAAGCGUUGCCGGCGCUUCCCAUUUCAAUAACGUUCGGUUUAAUAUUCUACUUCGCUACGCGGUGCGUCGUCAAGCCGUUUGCGGAUGCGCUCGCAGCGGAACAAGUGUUUAUUUAGCAACAGCCUUUUUUUUGCUCACGUAAUAGGAUAGACAAGACUUGUUUCAUCAAAUAUGGUGAAAAUAAAACAUGCUAAUGCGGUUUGCCUUACAUACAAGAAGAUUGUUUUAACAGAUUACCGUAGGGUUCGCUCAUAUGCCAAUUUUUAUUACAAGUACCGAAUGUACGGAGGAUCGACUAUACAGGUAUAAAAAUUGUGGCGUUCAAGUUGAAAUAAUAAGUGUAGAUAUUAGGAGAUAGCGCGGAAAAGUGAAUUGAAUAUUAAUGCAAUAAAUUGAAUUAGACACCAAAUAGUGUUAAUAUUUCCAAUGUACAUAGUAAUAUUUAUUGAGAAUAAAGAAGUAUUAUGAAUAGGAUAUGUAACACUUGUAUUUCUCCUUUUUGAUCUCUUCUAUUUGGCAGGACCAUGAAUGCCCUAACUUUGUUAAGAGAAAAACUCCAAACUUAGAAAUGCCUUUUUAACGUUGUGUAUGUAAGCUCGGUUCUGAACAAUUUUACAUUCCAUUUUAUAUGUUACGCGUGAACAAUUUUUAUAUAAUAAUUAUUAGCUCUCACAUAUUCUGCAAAUGUUUGUGUUAACUAUUUGUAAAGAAUUAAGUGGGACGCGAUGGCACAUGCCUGAAAAUCGCGCACUCACACCUCUAUAUUAUGUCGAUAAUACUUACGUUGUCACUUUAUAUUGUAAACAUAUUAUUCAUAAUAUUUUCCUUGACAAAAGUAAAUGAAAUUAAACCAA
This is a messenger RNA of Spodoptera frugiperda (fall armyworm), 2399 nucleotides long. RefSeq names its product presenilin-2 (gene Psn). Bases 147 to 1661 code for a protein of 504 amino acids. Lineage: Eukaryota; Metazoa; Arthropoda; Insecta; Lepidoptera; Noctuidae. Gene Ontology annotation, cellular component: cell surface; ciliary rootlet; cell cortex. Gene Ontology annotation, biological process: amyloid precursor protein catabolic process; calcium ion transport; membrane protein ectodomain proteolysis. Gene Ontology annotation, molecular function: aspartic endopeptidase activity, intramembrane cleaving. The transcript is spliced from 9 exons. The record is from RefSeq and is a predicted model, not a curated record.